Penicillium pulvis is the source of this 2067-nucleotide messenger RNA. Its product is annotated as Zn(II)2Cys6 transcription factor. The record is from RefSeq and is a predicted model, not a curated record. Gene Ontology annotation, biological process: positive regulation of transcription by RNA polymerase II; DNA-templated transcription. The coding region runs from base 1 to 2067 and encodes 688 amino acids. The transcript has 3 exons. Gene Ontology annotation, molecular function: sequence-specific DNA binding; zinc ion binding; DNA-binding transcription factor activity, RNA polymerase II-specific. Lineage: Eukaryota; Fungi; Ascomycota; Eurotiomycetes; Eurotiales; Aspergillaceae.
AUGGAUUCCCCACGUCGAAGUCGGAACCGUGCGGCAUGUCGGCGUUGCCAGAGACGUAAGAUUCGAUGCAAUGGUGACCGGCCCCAGUGCUCAGCAUGUAAGAAGGCGAAUGUGGCCUGUGUCAACGAUGAGAAACAACAAGUAAACCGCACUUACAUUGCAAACUUGCAAAGGCGAGUCGAAUGGCUUGAAUCAUUGGUUAAGGAACAGACCAAUGUAUCCUUAGAAGAUGGACCUCCUCUGAUCCUAGAUGAACUUUACCAAACACAACACCCCCAUAGAGAAUACAUCGAGCCAUCUCUCACAUUAUCACCAACGCAACAAGAUCAUUUAGCCAGGAUACCUGUCGAUUCUGACCCACCUGAGCAGCCAAGACAGGCGCAUGAAAUCGGGUUGGUAUCGCUAUCCGCUGGUGGUGAGCCGAGAUACAUCGGUCCUUCUAGUGGUUACUUUCUGGCGAAUCUCGUAUUUUCUAGCACUGGUCGACGAAAGAAGCCGCCAAGAGGUUACAAUACCAGGAAAGAGCCAUUGUCGCUAUCAAGUGAGCUCUUUGACAGCCCCACACCACUACCGACUCGCAAAGAAGAUACGAUCGAAUUGUCCGCCAAGUACUUCUCAUUCAUACACAUCAUGUACCCAUUCCUGCAUGAACCUUCCCAUAUGCAACGGGUAGAAAAUAUGUAUUCCACGGGAACCUUUGACCCGAUAGCCGCCUUUCACGUCAACAUGGUACUGGCUAUCGCGGCCUCGGAUCUUUCCCGACGUUUUCGUAUUCGACUUCCUGCCGAGGGCUACUAUACUGCAGCUACACAGUACUUUGAAGAAGCCUGUGUGGAAGGCUCUCUCGAUGGUAUUCAAAGUUUGCUCCUCCUCAUGGUCUAUGCGCUGCAUAAUCCUUCGUGCGGAGUGAACAUCUGGAGUCUCAACUAUCAAUGCCUGGGUGCGCUCAUUGAUUUAGGCCUUCAACGCGAUGUACGUACAUCUUCGGCAUUUCAAAUCUCAUUCUUACAGCAAGAGAUGAGGACUCGCAUUUUCUGGGUAGUUUACAAUUUCGAUCGCACGCUGGGUACCAUGAUGGGUCGACCGAUUGGGGUUCGUGAUGAAGCAUGCGAGCUACGACUCCCAUCAGAUGUUUCUGACCAAGAUCUCGGCCAGCUCGCGUCCCCGGAAAGCGCGCUGAAGACACCAUCUCAUAUGACGUUCUCCAUUCAUUUAUUCCGAUUAUCACGGAUCAACUCCGAGAUAAAAUACGUCAUGCAUAGUAUCUGCAGGGAUGCUCCUACAUACGCCUACCCUCCUGUUACCAACAUUCAUGAAUGGCAAGGAGAAAUGAUUGGUCGGCUUCAAGCAUGGCUAUCCGACAUCCCUCAGGUCCCUGGCAUGGAAUCAAUUGCCAAAAUCUGCGAGACAAAGUAUCACGAAAUGAUGAUCCUUCUCUUGCGGCCCAAUCCGGGCAUUCCAGAGCCCUCAGAAGACCUGCUUUCUCUUUGUUUCCAACACGCCGUGGAUCUCAUUCGCGGGUUCGGUGAGCUCUACAGGCAAGAAGCGCUCUUAUACAGUCGGCUUAUUGUUCACUCCAUCUUUCUGAGUACUAUUAUAAUGCUGCAUUGUCUUUGUAGGGUCCCACAAAUAUCUUCCCGGGUGCAGAUUGACGAUGUGGUCGCGGAUACAUGCAUCAGCUUGAACAUACUCAGCAGUAUCGGGGAAUACUGGACAGAAGCCAAGCGGGCAAGAGAUUGUAUUCAGGAGCUAUCAAAUGCUGUCAUUCAGCGCUUGAUCAGGAACCGUGGAUUGGAGACAUCGGCCAGCGCAAGAGAACAAGACACUGCUGCCGUACCUACGAGUGCUCGGAAUACUCGUGAUCAAAAUAUGAACGACACGUUAGAGGCCGUGGACACUGUGGAUUCGGCUGUCGAUCUUGCUCCAGCUAUGAGCUCACUGGAUGGUUAUGAUUACAAUUUCGAUUCAACGAGCUGGUUGGACGAUUCCACAUCUGGUGGGUUCAUGGAUUUUGCGGGUGUUCCAGAUUUCGAUAGCUUGAUGUGGCAGGUUUUCAACAACACGUAG